CCAUUGGCGAGCAGGACUGUCAGUCCGCGUGGCUGGAGUUAGGCGGCUGAGGCGGCGGUGGCGGCGGCUUUGCGGGCGAUGUGGGAGCGGAGCCUGCUGCUGUCCGCCCCGGGGAAGGUGAUCCUCCAUGGGGAGCACGCCGUGGUGCACGGCAAGGUGGCCUUGGCCGUGGCGCUGGACCUGAGGACCUUCCUCCGCCUGCGGCCCUGCGGUGAGGGCCGGGUCCGCGUCCGCCUGCCCGGCGUCGGCGUCGUGAGGAGCUGGGAGACCCCCCGCCUGCAGGCCCUGCGGAGGGGGUUUGCAGCUGACUUUGAUGAAUCUAAGUCCCCCAGCGUAGAACAGCUGGAUACACUGAAAGAGUUUGCUGGAAUCGCUGCUGGAGCCUCAGCUCCCGAGAGCCUUGCUACUCUUGCCUUUCUUUAUAUGUGCCUGGCUAUUUCAGCUAAGUAUGGAGAUGUUCCGAGCGUGGACAUACUGGUGUGGUCUGAGCUGCCCACGGGAGCUGGGCUGGGUUCAAGUGCCGCCUAUGCUGUUUGCUUGGCAGCGGCCCUGCUGACAGUGUGCGGAGCCAUCUCGUGCCCUCUGAAGGAGGGAGAGUCCACAGCCAGGUGGACAGAAGAAGAGCUGACUUUGAUUAACAGCUGGGCCUUCCAAGGGGAACGGGUGAUCCAUGGCAAUCCGUCGGGUGUGGAUAAUGCUGUUGGUACCUGGGGUGGAGCCCUGAGAUACCAAUCAGGAAAAAUCACACCAUUAAAGAGGGUGCCGAUGCUGAAGAUCUUGCUGACCAACACAAAAGUCCCUCGAAGCACCAAGGUCCUGGUGGCUGGUGCUAAGCAGAAGAUCCUGAAGUUCCCUGCCAUAAUGAACCCGGUGCUGGACUCCAUUGAUGCAAUUUCUCAGGAGUGCCAAAGUGUUCUGGAAGCGAUGCCUGAAAAUCCAUCACCAGAGUAUUACCCUGUGCUGGAGGAACUCUUUGAUAUAAACCAACACCACUUAAACGUGAUUGGAGCUGGCCAUCCCUCCCUGGAUAGGCUGUGCCGGGUGACGGCAUCCCACGGCCUGCACAGCAAGCUGACUGGAGCUGGCGGGGGCGGCUGUGGCAUCACCCUGCUGAGACCAGACACCUCCCCGCUGACCGUGGAAGCAGCCAAGCGAGACUUAUGUGCCUGUGGAUUUGAAUGCUGGGAGACCAAUAUCGGGGCCCCCGGAGUGACCCUGCACUCCUCCUCGUCUUUAAACGCCAAAGUGCUGCACGCGCUCUUGGAGAGUUAAGCUUCUGCCUCUGGCCAGACUGAGCUUUUGGCACCAUAUCCUCGGAGCGAUAAGUUUUAUGUGCCCUGAUGCCUGGAAACUUCUCUCCUGCUCUCCUGUGUUGCUGAGGGCAUCUAGAUGUGGGUGCAGAGCCAGUUUCGGGCCUGGUUGUCGCUGGGAAUGCGGGCUGCCAUGAGCACCCGGCAGCAACUGCUUGCACUUGGGCUAGGUGCAAGUUUGACCUAGUCUCUGAAAAUCCUGUUUUGAAUUUACUUACUCAACUGCUGUGCUAAUCCCAAGGGGCAGGAAGAGAGGGUCUUGGCUGGAUUCCAACAUGGAUAACGACACUUUGCUUGGUUCUGCUGCUUCAGAUGCAUGCGGUGUCUCUUCCCUUCUCCCCUGGCGUCCUGCAAGGGUGGGCAGUGGAGGCUGGCAAGGUGGAUGUGCAGAGCGCUUUGACGUUUUUGGGUGAAAAGCGUCUUGGCAGCUCAGGGCUUGACACUCAGGUCUCCAUUUCUCCUGGACUGCAAUUCACAGUGGAAAGGAAACUUUAAAUACUCUUAAAUAGCUCUUACCUGCUACUAAUUGAAUUAGAUAAUUAAUAUGGAAGAUACAGCACAAUUCUAGUGAUAUUACCAGUUUUCACUUUCCCAUGAUCUCUGCCUGGGCUGAUAAGUAGGGUCCUACUCAUGUUUAAGGUCUGGUUCAAACAGGUACUGUCACCUGCAAGGAGAGUGGCUGAAGGCAAGGGCAGUCUUAAAAUUUUCUCUUUGCAAUAGCUGUUCUGGGAUCUCUCACGCUUUGGUCUUAAACGAGCAUGCCCUUCAUGCUGCCUGUUGUUGGGUACUUAAACUGUGCCAGGGUGGGGGGAGACUGGGGAUGGAGAGGGGUCAGUGACAGAGCAAACACAAAUUUGUUUUAGUCUGAAGUAAUUGUUUUUAAGUAGAAAAAAAAAAAAAAAACAACCCACCACCUUCUGAAAAGCUGACCAUAACUUGCAAUUGGCAAACUACAAAACCUAAAUGCAUUUAAACUUAUUAGCAAAUGUAAAUGCAUUUUUUUACCUCUGAAAUUUUAAUGAGUUGUACUAUGGAACUAAAGGAAAUUGGCAGGUAAGUCUCUGAAGCCAGAGUAUCUUGAAGUAAUAAGCUGACUCUUAGUGACUGUGGCCUCUUCUAUAGCUUCCAAAGAGAUUUUAUCAUUGUUCUGUUUGUCUGGUUUUGUUGUUUUUGUUUUUUUUUUUUAAGUGUAGCUCUGUUCAAGAAUUGCUUCAUUCAAAGCUGAGUAAUACAUUGGCAGAGGUGGGUGGGAGCUUGCAUUCCUCUUCCAGUACAGAAAUAAAAAAAAAUCAAAUGCAAGAAGUUGAGAUGUACUAGCUGUAAAAUCCUGGCAUUGUGAUGACCAGCUUUAGUUCACUGAUCAGACAUAAAACUGUCUCUGGUUUUAAUAAAUUGAUGUUUUUUACGUGCAAAGUGUUCUUUGAUAAUUAUGCUGGAUACAAAAGGAAAAAAAGUACCUUACACUGCUUCAAUAAAAACAGGUUUCAGAU
Falco peregrinus (peregrine falcon) is the source of this 2800-nucleotide messenger RNA. RefSeq names its product mevalonate kinase (gene MVK). NCBI's taxonomy places the organism in Eukaryota, Metazoa, Chordata, Aves, Falconiformes, Falconidae. Gene Ontology annotation, biological process: cholesterol biosynthetic process; isoprenoid biosynthetic process. Gene Ontology annotation, molecular function: mevalonate kinase activity; ATP binding. The transcript has 10 exons. Gene Ontology annotation, cellular component: cytoplasm. The record is from RefSeq and is a predicted model, not a curated record. Bases 79 to 1272 code for a protein of 397 amino acids.